Macrobrachium nipponense is the source of this 9782-nucleotide messenger RNA. RefSeq lists its product as uncharacterized. The record is from RefSeq and is a predicted model, not a curated record. The transcript is spliced from 5 exons. Gene Ontology annotation, biological process: N-acetylglucosamine metabolic process; sulfur compound metabolic process. The coding region runs from base 334 to 2289 and encodes 651 amino acids. NCBI's taxonomy places the organism in Eukaryota, Metazoa, Arthropoda, Malacostraca, Decapoda, Palaemonidae. Gene Ontology annotation, molecular function: N-acetylglucosamine 6-O-sulfotransferase activity.
UGGAGGAGGAGGUGGCGGUAAUUACCAGGGAUGAGCCGAAGACUAAGUCUUAUAUGACAAGAUGUCUGUGCCGGUGUAGAACCUGCUCCUCAAGACUAAGUCUAUAUGAAACCGUAAUGAAUAUUGAGGUAACAGAUAUAAAGUAGACGUUAGAAAAAUUGAAAGAAAAUUGUUUAUUUUAUGCAGCAAAGAUGACACUUUAGUAAGAGCAAGGUACCAGGUGAGAAAGAACUGGUUCCGAAUCAUGUGACUUUUCGAGAAGUAUGCUGAUUCAACGGUGCUCAUGAUUUCGCUAAAGAUAGAUUAAGUUGUUUCCUUUUCGACAAUGUCAUCAUGAGAGCCUUAGCCGGAUCAGUUAUGGACCAGUAUUACCUCAGCAUGAAACUACAGAGCCCAACCGCAGACAAACAGGAAAAUGGCAAACGUAGAAAUAAAGGAAACAAUAAAAACAAGACCAACUCCGAUCCAGAUGAUCUUGUCUGUAAUCCAGGUGCAAUGUUGCUUAGUAUCCGGAAGAAGCACUGGUUGGUUUUGUCGAUUUCCAUCACGGGCGUUCUUCUUCUUCUAGUCUUCAAUGUCAAGCCUCCAGCGCUACGGCCUGCCAGAUAUGUCACAGGCAAUGCUGAAAUAGGAUUUUUACGUCGACGGAUUGCUAAUGAUGAUGGAGAAGCCACAGGACACGGAGCACCCCCCCCACCCCAGUUACACCUGCACCCUCCCGUACACCACGCCAGUAGUGAAACCCAAAAAGACUCGGCCCCAGGAACUGCAUCGUCCUCUGUCCAUCUUUCUGCAAAGGAGCGCGUUGAUUAUGCAAAGCAAGGGAUACUUUUAGUUGAAAAUGAACUGGGUCGAAAAGAUUCCCAAAAACAAAGCCAGAACAAAGAGCCAGAAACAGACCAGGGCCUGGGAGUCCCACAAGAACAACAAGCACAGCAUGCCAAUGGCAAACAAGACUGGCAAAAGAAAAUCAUGUUACAAAGACUAGAAAUACAAAAGCAGCAGAGUCUUUUGCGAGAACACCACAUUCGUGAGCAGCAGUUAUUACAACAACGCCUGAAACAACAGCAGGUAGAAACUGACGCAGUCCAGCAGCAACUAGGUGGAGUAGCACCAAUCCAGCACCAAAGCUCCAGUGUGUCUGUAGUCUCAAAAACAGCCCAAGUAAGCCAAGCCAGCAGUGGAACGGACACAUUCAAUGGACCAUCAGCUCCAAGGAAACCGUCACCUGUAGCGAGUAAUUCCUAUUACUAUCCUCACAUGACCUAUGAAAGUCUGAAGAACAUGGGUGAAAGGAUACUUCGCCACACAGUAAGAAAGGAAUUCCUGGAUGCCGUCAAAGACACUGACUUCAAACCUGGAGAAGUGGUUAGUCCAUCUCAGGUGCGGAGGGUGAUCAUCCUGUCCACCUGGCGCAGUGGCUCGACAUUCUUGGGAGAUCUUCUGAGAUCAUACCCAGGGGCGUUCUUCAGCUUUGAACCACUGCAUCAUCUGUUGAAAAACCUUCACCUGCAGGAGGGUCCUCUCGUGGAAGUGGUAACAAAUCUCAUUCGAAACAUUCUCACCUGCGAUUACAGUGACCUGGAUGAAUACGUCAACUAUAUGCGAAAUAAUACUUUUCUCUUAGAUCACAACACGAGGUUAUGGAACUCCUGUGCAAGGAAUAGAGCCCUGUGCUUCGACAAGGACUAUAUAUCAAACAUGUGUAAAUAUAUGCCAGUUAAUGUCAUGAAAACAGUAAGAAUGGGUCUCUCGCCCGUGGUAGAACUACUUCAAGACCCAAGCCUUGACCUAAGGGUAAUCCAUCUGGUAAGGGAUCCCCGUGGGUCUUUGCAUUCCCGCAUGCAGCUCUCAUGGUGCAAGUCAAUGGCUUGCAGUGACCCUGAAACUGUGUGCAGUGACCUCUUAACAGAUCUUAAACUAUCAGCCACGGCGAAGGAAAAAUUUCCCGAUAGGUACCUCUUUGUACGUUACGAAGACUUAAGCCUGGAGCCAGAAAAGAAAGCGCGGGAGAUCAUGUCUUUCCUCAACCUGACAUACCAGAAAAGUGUUUCAGCCUUCGUCAGAGACCACACGUCUUUAGCCAGGAGAUCCAUGAAGAAACCUGGCACAUACUCCACAUAUCGAGAUUCAAAAGCAACGACGUUUGCUUGGCGUGGAGCUCUUAAUUAUACAACGGUAGAAAGUAUACAAGAAGUCUGUAAAGAAUCUUUAGAGAUUCUGAAGCUCCGAUACUUUGACACUGAGGAAGACUAUAUGAACACUACUAUACCAGUUCUUGAUGAGUGAUUGAUUUGUGUGUACAUAUAUAUUUAAGUCGAAAAAUAUAUUCGUAUUUACUUUUCAUAUAAAUGAUAUAUUCGGAGGUCACCGUUUCGUUGGAAAAUGCAAUAAACUGUACUAGAAUUCGUAGAUUCUUUAUUUUAUAUAAGUAUAUCAGGUGCUGUUCGUAAAACGAUAAAAAUGAAGGAAGUUUGUGAGAAACAACGAGUGUGUCAACGAAGGAUGAAAUCGUUAGAGUGUAUGAUGCAAAUCAUGUUUAUAUUUUCAGUGUGAUAUUUUGAGGCAGCAGAGAGUUAAUUAUUCUUGCAUAAAAAAUCAUUCAGAUUUAAUACAGCCGUGGUAUUUCAUUUAAUUAUGUAAGAAAGAAAAUAUGGCUCGUGAGGCACUUCGAAUCUUUGAAUAAGCAUUUUAAUUAUAUGUUCUGUGCAGCUUAGUCCUAUUUUUCUUUUCUGAUAAUGCAGCAAUGACUUACGAAAUAUUAACCAAUUAUUGCCUGCCGCCCCCCACCCCCCACCAUUUGAAUGAUCUAUCAACCCAGACGUUAGUAUUACAAGUGUCUUGUCAUUUUCAAUUUUCUUAACGUAUGCUGGUCCUGUUCUUUAAACAUGUUUGCUUGUGGUUGGUUUGCUUAUAUGCGGCAUAAAAAUAUCUCAUGAAAUAAGAGUUGACGAGGGCAAAAUGAAAAGUGAAGAAUUCAAAUGAAGUCUCUAGUUGACGGUAGAAGUCUUUUAUUACCGUGUUAUUGAAUAUCAACAUCUACGCAAAAAGAACAAGGUAAUCCCGUGUCCCCGUAUUACAAAGGUGUAUUUAGAAUUCACAAGCUUUCUGUAAAGUAUUAGCAAUGAGUCACUGGAGAAUUUCCAUAAUGGUGUAAGAAGUGUGGUUGUCAAAUGUUCUUGAUCACUUGACAGUUUUCGUUUGGUGCUCAGUUAGAUACUAUAACUUUCCACGUAAUUCGAAGAGCGAUAUCGACUUUGUCUGAUUUUCGUGAAUUUCUAACUCUAAGGCCUUGUCCACACUACGACUGCCUGACGAGCAAAAGCUGUUCCCAUAACUCGUUUUACAAUACUGAGUAUGGAGCCAGAACGAUGUGAUUGUCUGGUAACACUGCUUCAGAGGUGAGAGCAAAUAUAAACAGCUGGAAGUGCCCGACAGGCAUGCCUGCUAGUGUGGACAGGCCAUUACACAGAGCACAGAAAUCCUUCUUGUACAUGUUCUACGAUUUAACCUUCACGCCUAAAAGGUUAAGUAGAUUCCAUGAUGUGCCAUUCGCUGGAUUCGCUGGUAAUAAGGAUUACGCCUUUUAUUUCAGUGUUUAUCUACUCUUUUUGCGAUAUGAUACUUGUGCAUUCUUCCCCGUUCUAGCGAUACAGUCAAGUUUUGUGUGUACGGUAGUUCAGUGAUCUCCAUUUGUUCGGUCAGUUUGCUUCUGGGUGAAAUUGUAAUUCAUUUAUUUGCUAAUUUUCAUUUUACCAGUCCAUCUGUUUCUUACUUCUCUCUUAGGAUACUUGGAAUGGAGUAUGUGACCAUACCCAGGUUUUGUGGCCUUCGAAGGCCUGACUCCAUCUUGGGCAUUUUUGCACCACACAAUAUGUAUCAUCCACCCCUUGUUCGCAGUUCACUCAUCUUUUAAGAUCCUCGUUUUGAUAUAUCCUUUGAUUAGUAGAGUAUAUAUCAAACAUAAGGUAUGAAUAAGUAUUAUGAUUUCUGUGUUACUUAUCUUGAGAUGAUACGGUUGUCAUGGCAUCACUGACACCUACGAGUAAUUCUGUAUUUGGUAGGUGCAGGAGAGCACGUGGCAUAUUGAGGAUGGCUGAGAAUAUUCAGCUUUUAAUAUCUUUGCCUAAGAACUAACCAAUGAGUCAGGUACAAACUUUCAAAGCGGCUUAUUGUUACGAAGGAUACACUAAAACCAGAAGUUGACAACUUGAGUCAGUGAAAUCUACAAAACAGCUACAGUACCUGUAUUGCUACUCACCUACAGAGAGGGAUGAUUUAGGAAUGAAUACAGAAUGUCCUCAGAACAUAUCCUCAUUUCUCAGUGAUACCAAAUAGCAGCUCGGUUCAGUUUUAUUAGCGCAGAUACUUUUAGAUUAUAGUUCUCAGUUAUUAUCAUUAGAUAAGUUACAAACUACGCUUUGUGCGAAAGUGUUCUCACAGUAGCUCUUAGAGGUGCCACCUUAAUCUCUAGAAAAUAUGAAACAUUUUGAAUUAUAGUAUCUGUACAGAUGAAUGCUUCUCUUACAUGGAAUAUCUAUAAUUGGUAUUUUAGAAUUUCACUCUGAGGCACGAUAGUUUCAGCUACGGUUCUGAGUCACUGACCAAGAAAUAUUCUGUGGACAGAAAUCUACGUAGAUGCUCACCACACGUGUUCACAUCAUCAAAGAUAUAUGGACUACACUCAACGGAAUAAUCAUGAACCAGGUAAAUCGCCUCCUGUUUGCUCAACUUAGCCUCAGAGUAUUAGAUUAUGCGAUGGUUUACAUAUCUGAUGUCGCCAUUUUGAGGAAAGCUCUGGUCACUGAUUUCGCCAUUUUGAGGAAAGCUCUGGUCACUGAUUUCGCCAUUUUUAGAAAAGCUCAGGUCACUGACGUAGCCAUGUUGAUGAAAGCUCUGAUUACUGACGUAGCCAUUUUGAGUAAAGCUCUGGGCACUGACGUAACCAUUUUGAGGAAAGCUCUGGUCACUGACGUAGCGCCAUUUUGAUGAAAGCUCUGAUUACUGACGUAGCCAUUUUGAGUAAAGCUCUGGUCACUGAUUUCGCCAUUUUGAGGAAAGCUCUGGUCACUGACGUAGCCAUUUUGAGUAAAGCUCUGGGCACUGACGUAGCCAUUUUGAGGAAAGCUCUGGUCGCUGACGUGGCCAUUUUGAGGAAAGCUCUGGUCACUAGCGUAGCCAUUGCGAGGAAAGCUCUGGUAUGUGCUGAACUGCUGCGGGAAUUUUAGCAUUACUCUCGUAUGUCAUCCACUCCUGGAUAUGAUUUACAGUACGCAGUGUGUAUUUGUUCACCAAGAGGGUCUGGGCAUUUCGUGUCUCAGUAUAGACACAGCUCACGAAAACUGUUUAGUGGUUGUCCUAUAGUUUUGGCUGCCUCUCUAUUCAUUCGAAUCCCAGGCUGGUCUGGGUAGCUACGAUCUGAUUCUAUGAGUGUUUUCGAUAUGAUAAGAAAUUCUCCAGACUUUCUGACGCACAGAUCAAUUUGUGUGAAUGCUAUUAAAUGGCAUCUGAUUUGUUAACAUAAAUACUUUUUUUGUUCAUCAGGAUGAUAGGAGUUCAUGAUGCAAUAUAUCAGUAGUCUUGUCACCUGCUUGUUCGGUGGUAAAUAAGUUGCCUAGAGCAAUUGAUUGUUGGACUUAGUUUAUACAAAGAACUUGUAAUAGAAGAGAAAUAGUACAAAACUGCGCACGUUUAAAUCCAGACAUAUCUUAACAAAAACAUGCCCAAGAAACCUGAAGCUAUACGCUAUUUAUCUGUCAAGCAAUAAUUAGAAGACUAGUGAAAAUGCCAAAGAUUCUGAUGAGGCUGUUAGAAUAUACAACUUGGGUGCAAUAGAGCAUAUCUUAUUUCUGGGUAAACAUGAAUCCGUAAAGUAGUCUCGGUAGUUUUAUCGCAAUUUAUAACAAUUAUCUUCGCCAGUAAAUCUGCCAGGAACUUAGCUUCAAUUUACAAGAGAAGGAGUAAUGUACAAAAGCAACUCACAGUAAUGAGCAUCAUAUUUAUGUAGCGAAUUUCGUUUGAAACAUCAUCUUUACAUAAACAAUCUUGGCUCUUGAUUUUCUGAAAAUAUCCAUAAUGACAUCAUGAUUUUUAUUCACAAUUUUUAUGAAAAAGUGCCCACUGCUCUAAUCAUAGAGAUAGGCUGGAAUAGUGACGUUUGUAAGGUUUCGCAAAGCUGGUCAUCCUGAUAAAUUAGAUGAAGAAGCGUGCCACUUUUUCUUAUGUUAUGGAUAACAUUGAUAAUACAUUACUGAAACAAUGACAGUGUUAAUAUGAUAACAUUAUGUUAGUGUUGACAAAACUACACCAGUAUAACAAAACGCGAGCAAAGCCCAUCAAUGUACAAUACCAAGCAGGACAUGACAUACACUUGUUAGCUUCAAGACGUCACAACCACCAGUAGCAUACACAAAUACGUUCAUUGACACAUGAGACAACUUCUCUUUACAUAUGGAUCGAUUAAGGUCACCUACAGACAUGAAUUGGAUUCUGGUUGUUACCUCAUGAUUUGUAUUUGUGUGUGAAUAAUUUACAAGACAGAUUACAACUCUAAAGAACUCCAGAGCAUCGACUCCAGCUUGUCUCCUGUUCACUUGGUUAACGAUUACACAAACUAGGCUUGAUAUAUAUGUAUAUAUCAUGCAAGUACAUUAAUGCAGGAAGAAUGGUCGUUGCAGUGGUUUUAGGCUUCAUAAGCAAUUUACUAGUAUAGCUUCCUUGUUGAGUUGAUGUUGACAGGCGCAGACCUACCACUUAAUCAAGAGCAGAGUUUCAGUGCCAUGUGGCCUGAUCAGAAAUAUGUAAACAUGGAUAUUUAUACUGCAACAAUACUUUGCUGUCUAUAGGUCCCGUGACUUAAACUUGUUGAUAAAGAUAUAUAUGAGCAGUAGAAUGUCUCGCAGUCUAAGGUUAUUCUUCUUUUUACUUGAAAAAAUUGUUCAUAUUUGCUUUGUAUACAGUAAUGUAUUUACAGUGGACUUGUAGAAUAUUGUAGGUUUAGCUUUUUAGCCUUGAACACAAAAUUUGCAAUUGUUUCAAACUGCUGAAUAAAAUAUCAGAAUUGCAAAUAGCAUACAAUAACAUACAGUAUAAUACAGUAAGGCCACGAAUUGUCUAAAGAGAGUCAGAAAAACUGCAUUGUGUCAGGAGAAUAAUUGCAAAUGGGUUGCUAAAACUUUAAGAUGCAUUAUUUGUUUAUUUAUUUAUUAAGCACUGUACUAUCGGUAAGUUUAGCCAGUCAUUCUUUAAGGUGUACAGCAAUCAUUUAGGUGAUGCCAGUUUGUAGUGUUAGAUAUCCACUAUAGCCAGGAAUGUAUUGCCGUACAGCGUGCAAGGUCAUUGUGUAUACUACUCGAGACGGGUUUACGGGUGCAGAUUGUAUGCAACUGAAAAAAAAUAGUUGUCAAUUGUAUUAUGGCAGAUCUUACCCUAAUAAUGCUGGGUACCAGUGAUGAUUUUCAUUUAUCUUAAAACUCCAGUUAUAUAAUAAGCUUUUAUUGUCCAUAGUUAUGUACUUCUGAUGUUUGGCAAAAGUAUUUCCCCCCCUUACUUAUUAUAAAUUGCUUUUAAAUUGCAAAUAUGCCGGAUUGAAAACGGUAACAGUAGACAUUACAAGAUUCAGAUAAAUCUUGGCAACAUAUGUGUGAUUCCUCCACCCUCUUUAGAUCAUUUAAGUUCCGGUGUAACUUUCGCAAAACAAAACAAAAAAUGCUUUGAGUUCCUCAGAUACAUUUUAGUUUAUGACAAAUUAGGAACCUUACAGUACAUAUGACCUUUAUAAAACAGACUUUUGGAGGGAAUAGUUUUCAUUUGAUUUUUCAAUAUGCAGGUCACUUUUGGUCAUUCAUUCACAACCUUAGGCUGGCAUCUCCUGGCUUGGAUUCUGGCUACAACCUGCCUCCCAAGGAUUUGACCUCCAUGUUUCUCGUGAAUAUUAGAGUUUCUUUGGCCAGCAGCACACUUUUCAGGAGCAAGCCCACUUCGAGGCCUGUGCAUCCAGUCCUCUUCAGGUUCCUCCUGAGGUCUUUUAGGAUUACUCCUAGUGCUUUUAGCUUGGCUUGUUUAAUUACUUCCAGCUUUAGAUCUUGGUACGUCUCUGUCUUUCGUUUUCCUCAUGUCUUCAUUGCAUGUGCCCCGUGUUAUAGCUGCAUUUAUCAGAGAUAUUUUGGUGUUUCUUUAUUUACCAGAAUUAAGUCUGGGGUCUGAGCCAGCAACGGAUGAUCUGUCCUCACAUCAUAGUCCCAAAGUACCUUGAGUUUUUCGUUUUCCAACGCGUUUCAGGAUAUAUUUGGUUGCAAUUGUGUCAUGCCUUCUCUUGUAUUCAUUCUGACCUAAUGUUGGGCUUCACUUAUGAUGUUUUUGAUGGUCGUCAUAGUCUGUAUACACGGUGGUACUUUGGUGAUGCUGGUAUUUUAUCUUGUACACAUUGUAUUUGGUCUAGUGCUGCCAUCAACAUUCAUACUGUCUCUGCUUUGGCACUUACCCUAGUCAGACAUUGCCAAUUGCCAUUCUUUAGUACAUUCUGCGUCUACCUCUAGUACUGGCAACUCAUAUAGUUGUUACCCCAUUUCUCUUUCCUUUGGCUGGCGAUCCUUGCCUUAUACAUUUCUGGCUCUGUCGCAGAUGAUUUUUUAAUUCUAAGCUCUCGUCAGCAGCUCAGUGUGCUUAAGGCACUGCCUAAUUGCUCUUCUCUCUUUAUCGAUACAUUCCUUCACCCUUUGUAUUGCGUUCCCUCUUUUUCUUCACGGUAAUUUACGUGGGGCCUUCAAGAUGCUUUCACAAUUAAGUUUGUUAUUAUUAAGUAGUUUUGGUGAGAUAACUGAGUCACAUAUACUCUCACAGGGCCUGUGCAGAGGAAAUCAAAUGCGAGGAGAAAAUUUGAGUAAGAAAAGGUUGGAGAAGCGGGACAGUUACUACGUGCAAGGAGAGCUAUAGGAAUGGACGAGAAGUUUUCAGCUUCGGUGCAGUGAAUGACCCACAUAUGGAUUAACUAUGGCUAACACUCAAUUUCUUAUAGGACUUGAUGUCCACGCAUUUGCCAGUCUGACUUCUGCCGAGUUGUGGAUAGAAUACUUCAGUAUUCUAUCUACGUGGCCAUCUUAAAGGCGACUUAGAGUUCUGAAGACACACAAAUGUCCUCAGGUUUUUUUUUUUUUAGAGCACAUCUUGCAGAAAUGGUCACAGUGGGAAUUACUCUGAUCAUAUAAUGAGCUACCACGUAAACCAUUAGAAUAAGUAGUAUGUCACAAAAGCAAAUUAGAACGAGAAGUAUUUCACGUGUACAAAAGCAUUGAUUUCAAGGUGGAAUGAAAAGUACGUCACUUAUUCAGAAACUGAAGUAUUUAAUGGGACCGCAACUAUCGAGUACUGUGUAAAAAUAAAGAAAAAAAAAUAGUUACUCGAUACCGACUGUAUUGCUCCAAGCUUCUUUGUUCGGCACAUUUCGAGACAUGAAAUAUUAUCUGGAAAACUCGUACCUAACUUCUAAUGGAAGUAAAACGUAAUGUUUUAUUUUUUCCUUACGGAUUGCUUAAUUUGUAAACAUUUAAGUCUAAGACCCCUCCUUAUGAAGAGUAGAUAGAACGAUUUGUGCCAUUAUUUUAGCACCGUAUCAUGACCCCUGAAACUCUAGCAAUACUGCAACACUGUUCUUAUGAUUGGGCUAUUUCUGAACUAGUUUCUGGUUAUGCAUUUUUGAAGUGAUUUUUAUAUUGUUUCUCUUAAAUUUCUGUAUCCCUCUGUCACGUGAAAACUGCGAAUAUUUCUGUGCAAUCUUUUUUUUU